Molecule: messenger RNA, 3368 nt
Organism: Lineus longissimus
Lineage: Eukaryota; Metazoa; Nemertea; Pilidiophora; Heteronemertea; Lineidae
Product: AP-4 complex subunit epsilon-1-like
Exons: 18
Coding region: 130-2532 (800 amino acids)
Biological process (GO): intracellular protein transport; vesicle-mediated transport
Cellular component (GO): membrane coat; AP-4 adaptor complex
Molecular function (GO): cargo adaptor activity
Source: RefSeq, a predicted model, not a curated record
CUGACUACUGUCCAGCUGUCAACAAAACAUGAAAAUUUCUUAAUUUGGCAUAAUAGUUUCAAUUUAUGAUAAAUCUACCCAACAAAAUAAAACAUUAUUGUCAUCAAAUUUAUCUAAUUGUAAUGAAGAAUGUCUGACAUAGUUGAAAAGACCAUUUCAUCAAUCGCUGGGAGCCUGAGCAGCCCUGCUGCUAAGGUUCCUCAAUCCCCCCAGUUUGCUGUUUUCGUGGACACACUUGGAAAAUGCAGAUCCCAGCAUGAAGUGGACGAACUUUUGAAAAGGGAAACAUCCCAACUUAAAAUGAAAUUAGCCAAACCUACUUCUCCAGCAGGCAUCCGUGACUGUCUGAUUCGAUGUAUCUACUGCCACCUGAUGGGCCACAAUGUCUCCUUCGCCUACAUUCAUGCCGUCAAGCUGGCACAGCAAGGCGUGCUGCUUCAGAAGAGAGUUGGGUACCUAGCAUCGGGCGUCUUCCUCGAGGGAGGCAACGAACUGGGCAUCAUGUUAGUCAACACAAUCCAGCGAGAUAUACAGAGUACCAACAUACUGGAAAUCAGCGCCGGGCUGAUUGCUGCAUCCCAGUUGAUCGAUACAGAAAUGAUUCCUGCGAUUCUGCCCUUAGUUGAGGAAAGACUCAGUCACCUAAGGCCAUCAAUACGAAAGAAGUCGGUUGUCUGUUUACAUAGUUUCUAUCGGAAAGCUCCCGGUCUUCUCGAACACAGCCUGGAGAAGUUUAAGAAAGCGCUCUGUGACAAGAGUCCUGAAGUAAUGUGGGCUGCUCUUCACAUUUAUCGUGAUCUCAUACAGAAAAAUCCGGAGAAGUACAAAGACAUCACGAAAAGCCUUGUGUAUAUUCUGCAGCAGAUCAUUUCACGGACGUUCCCGACCGAGUUUGAAUACAACAACAUUCCAGCACCUUGGUUGCAGAUCCAGCUCCUUCAGUGCAUGGCAAAGCUUGGAGAAAAUGACCCUGGAACAAGUCAAUUGCUUUACCCAGUUCUUACUGAGGUCUUGCAGAAGAUUGAUGCCACGGUGAAAAUGGGACUAGGUGUUAUCUAUGAGUGUGUGAAGACAAUAGCCGCCAUUCAUCCGAGUCCGGCGUUACUGGAACUUGCAGUGAAAUGUGUGACCAAGUUCAUAACGGCAAAGAACAUCAACUUGAGAUAUCUAGGUCUAAAAACCCUAGGAGUCAUCGUACAGAUCAACCCAGCAUAUGCCGUACCACAUCAGGAUAUCGUGAUUGAAUGUCUCGACCAUCCCGACCUGAGCGUGCGGAAAAAGGUCCUUGAUAUUCUCUACAAGAUGACCAACGGUGAUAAUUUCAAGGUCGUCUGCCAGAAGCUAAUGGAGAAUCUGCAGCAGGCGUCUGAUCCAUAUAUAAGGGAGGACAUCGUCACCAAGAUCACGCAGCUUGCUGACAGGUAUUCGUCAGACGUGAUCUGGUACACACAGACGAUGAAUACACUCAUCUUGCUCGCGAGUAGUAACAUCCCAGACCAUGUGAUCACCAACAUCAUGGCCGUCAUCAGUCGCACCAUCACCGAAAAAGACGGAGAAGAACGCAUAAAAGAUGUUGAGUCGUUGACAAAGAUUAUGUGGAACUGUAUCAAAAAUCAAGAAAUUCCUGACUCGUUACUUCGAGUUGCUUCAUGGGUGAUUGGUGAAUACUUGGACUCCCCCACUGUCAACUCCGCAAACGAUGUCUUCAGAAUCUUGGAGGAGAAUUUCCUCCAUGAUUCGACGUCAAUAGAAACCAAGAGUUAUAUACUUAGUGCCAUUAUGAAAGUGUUAGCCAGAUCUGAGAGGAAUUCUUAUUCAUGUGAGCGCCUUCUGGAAAGUUGUGAAAGGUGCAGGCCAGAGUUACGACAGAGAACAAAAGAAUUGUCAAGAUUAAAUAUGCAAAAUACUCUCCUCAAAAGUGUUUGUGAUGGCAGGAAAAAAAUAAAUGAGAUUGACGGCACCCUUUCGUUCCUGGACGACUUUGUCUGUGACCAGCUACAAAAGGGGGCAGCACCGUAUAGACCAAGGAGUAUGCGACAUCCAGUUCUCAUGAAAUCCCAAGGCACCCCCUCUGUGUACACCGAACUCACCUUCCAACCCUACGAAAGUCCUCAGUACAGCGGCUCUUCAACCAUCUAUAGCAAAGAUCAAUCAAUUAGUUCACAUGGCAGCCCAAGUAGUGGCGACAUCUUUAGUGAUCCGGUUCUCAAGUUGAAAAGUGUGCCAAAGAUCUGGGGAGCAGAGGGCGUGGCCAGGCCGGGGGCAGCAGACACUAGUCUCAAGAUGAAACGAUCUGAUGAUGGUUCAGGGAGUGAUGAGAAUCAAUUAGAGGGUGCAGCAUCCGACAGCAAUGGUGUGAUGACAUUUGACGUCCCUGCUCUGUCAGAAGAUGAGCAGAAGAAAAAGGAUCUUGCGUCUGCUCUAUUUGGUGGCCUCUCAAAACAGUGGUCCCAAAUGGAACCAAACUACUUAACAGGCCGUCAGCUUAAAAAUAAGCGUCUGGCAGCGGCCAUUUUUACCAGCAAGAUGUAAGGAUUCUGAAGGAACCAACUCAUAACAGCAUCAAAGUCUCAAUAAACGCGGAUAAUUCUCGAUGUCAAAUGACAACAAAGAUUUUCAAAGCAGGAAAUUUGUUCAAUCGCAAAAAAUUUAUGAUUUUGCUGUUUCUUGCUCUGAUGAUUUUCUACUCCAAGGAAUAAGAGGGAAGGUGCAAUAACAAUUAAUAUAUCGAAUUAGAUUUUUGUUCUCAGACUUCAAAGGACAAAGUUUAUAUUUGUGUGUAUCACAGCUUGUAGAAUAGCACUGGCUCUUGAGACUGUAAUCUUAACCAUUCAGUGUGGGUUUAGGACGCGAACAGGCAUCCAUUUUGGGGCAGUCAAUUGGAAUUUACAAUGAACCAAAAACUUAUGAAAAGAAAAUUUGGUAGACUGUAUGUUUUAUGAAGAGCUGCUAGCUCCCUCAGAUUUCGAGUAUGCUCUUGAACCUCAUGACAUUCAAAGUGUGAAUAAAAUGCCUGUGAAAAUGUGCCAUUUGUAAUAUGAUAGAUGAAGUGCUUCUGUGUCACUGCAAGAUGGGAUUGUUCUUUCUUUAACUUUUGUUAUUGCGGAAAACUGUGCAAAAAGUGUAUAUUAAGUUCCUGAAAACCAUGUGAAAAAUUUAGUUUACUUGCUAAAACCAAGGAAAAAUUGUAACUUUUGAUGCUGAAAACCAUGGAAAAAGUAUCACUUUUGUGUGAGGCAAAAGUGUUGAAGUGCUUGGAAUGUAUUUUAUUGUGUAGAUGGACACGCAUGAUCAAAUAUGCUGCUAGUACUCCUACUUUAUGUUAUACUCGACUUCAAAGUGAGAAAUAUUAAAUGUAAGAAAUGUUA